CAGAGAUCAAUGGACUCCAAGCUGCUCGCCCUGGCCGCGGCCGCACUAGUGCUAGUGCUGGCCCUGUUCCCGCCGGCGCCGGUGUCCGGGCAGGCUGUGGCGACGUCGUGCACGGCGUCGCUCAUCACCAGCUUCACUCCGUGCCUCGGGUACAUCACCAACAGCACCAGCGGCGGGGGUUCGUCGCCGACGGCGGACUGCUGCCGGUCCCUAGCGGGGGUGGUGAACGUGAGCACGAGCUGCGCCUGCCUCAUCCUCACCGGCAACGUGCCUCUCGGUCUGCCCAUCAACCGGACCCUCGCCGUCACGCUGCCCAAGGCCUGCAACUCCAUGUCCGUCCCGCUUCAGUGCAAAGAUACGUCGGCUCAGCUCCCAGCUCCAGGUCCCGUCGGAGUCUCUCCUGCCAUGCCGCCGCUGCCGCCAAUGACGUCGGAGCUGCCGGCGCCGACGCCGACGCCGGAGCCCACCGCGACGAUGCCGCCGAGCAGCCCGAGCCAAGGGCAGACAAGACCGCAGGUGGUGCCCAGCUCUGCCUGGAGGGCCGCCUCUGGUGUGCCCGUGCUGUCUGCUUUCGUUGGAGCCAUGCUGGUUUGAGCUGAGCACGCACUCGCUGUUGCUGCAAUACGUGUUGAUUAUGUAUGUAUUUUACGCUUGUGUAGUUGCACAGUUGUAAACGUACCGGUGUUCUGUUUGUUUUGAAUUGUAUCUGUAUGUAUACAUUUUUUUGUUGUUGUGACUGAGUUGAGCUAAAUAAUAAGAUGGAAUUCCGAAUUCCCGA
This is a messenger RNA of Lolium rigidum, 778 nucleotides long. RefSeq names its product non-specific lipid transfer protein GPI-anchored 20-like. Bases 10 to 594 code for a protein of 194 amino acids. The record is from RefSeq and is a predicted model, not a curated record. NCBI's taxonomy places the organism in Eukaryota, Viridiplantae, Streptophyta, Magnoliopsida, Poales, Poaceae. The transcript has 3 exons.